AUAGUAGUGGGUGUUUACGACGUAGUCGCCGAACAGAGAUGGCGCCACAUGCCGAAAUACUGUUGCCGUAACCUUGAUUGAUCAGCCUGGUCGUUUGAGACAAGUCGAAAAGAGCAGCAUGCAGGCUGCUAUGGAUAUCACGGCAAAGUAUUGCCAUAAAGAAAUGGAGGCAUACGGGUCGUGUGUGGCAUCCAACCCAUCAACAUGGCAGCAGAAGUGCCAUGAACUGAAGAUGAAGGUUGCACAGUGCACAUCAUCACACCCAGUGAUCCAGAAGAUCAGACAAGACUGUUCCAAGGAGUUUGUGGAGUUUGAGCGCUGCCUGAGAGAGAACCAGGACCAAGCUACCUCCUGCUCGCCACACGUGGCUCGCUUUCUGGCCUGUGCAGAGACAGUGGACCUCAGUGGAGAGGAUACAAAUCCAGUGCCUCAACCAUCAUGACAUUCAGACAUCUUCCAUCAACUUCAGAUUAUACCGGACCCCACAGCAACAUAGAUGGGCUGUUUUCAUGUGCCCCAGCCAUCUUACUGUAUGUACCGUGACUGUUAGGACAUCUCUUUUACUUUGAAUGACUUAAUGUGUACAUUUUUCCUCAACCGUAAGAUAUAUACGGGAUAGCUGCAGCACUGUGAUGGGUGGUGGAGAUUACUUAAUUAGUACUAGGCACUGGAUUAGGCACUGGAUUUACUUAAUUGCUGUAUCCUUUCACUUCUCUUGUAAAUGUUGCGUUCAUGUGAAAAUAGCAUUUGUGCUUGCCUGUAAGGGAGGAUGUCUGAUUUGUACUGGUUUUUAUUGAACCAUUUCAUUAAAAUUGACAUCAGACUUGUAUUACUCA
Molecule: messenger RNA, 836 nt
Organism: Xiphias gladius (swordfish)
Lineage: Eukaryota; Metazoa; Chordata; Actinopteri; Istiophoriformes; Xiphiidae
Product: coiled-coil-helix-coiled-coil-helix domain-containing protein 5
Exons: 4
Coding region: 119-442 (107 amino acids)
Source: RefSeq, a predicted model, not a curated record